Emys orbicularis (European pond turtle) is the source of this 2688-nucleotide messenger RNA. It is a transcript of the gene SERPING1, whose product is annotated as serpin family G member 1. Lineage: Eukaryota; Metazoa; Chordata; Testudines; Emydidae. Gene Ontology annotation, biological process: negative regulation of endopeptidase activity. The coding region runs from base 39 to 1973 and encodes 644 amino acids. The transcript is spliced from 8 exons. Gene Ontology annotation, molecular function: serine-type endopeptidase inhibitor activity. The record is from RefSeq and is a predicted model, not a curated record.
GGCAGACGGACGGACGCACAGAGAGAGGAUUCGUUGCCAUGAAGAGCUGGUUGAUCCUGGUGUGGUUGGUGAUCUUCGCAGGCCAGGAUUGGCUGAAUGGGGCAGAAGGGGACAAACAGUGCCCUGCUUCCAAGGUCCCCCCACAAGCUGCUGGCCACGACUCCACAGGAGGUAAGGAGGCCAACAAUGGGACCCGCCAAGAGGAUGUGAUUUGUCAAGAAGGCCCUGAGCAGACCGGGGAAGGCCCUGAACAGACCGGGGAAGGCCCUGAGCAGACCGGGAAAGGCCUUGAGCAGACCGGGGAAGGCCUUGAGCAGACCGGGGAAGGCCCUGAGCAUACCGGGAAAGGCCUUGAGCAGACCGGGAAUGGCCCUGAGCAGACCGGGAAUGGCCCUCAGCAGACCGGGAGAGGCCCUGAACAGACCGGGGAAGGCCCUCAGCAGACCGGGAAAGGCCCUCAGCAAACCUCAGGGAAGAGAGUGGAGGAUGGGAGGGAGGUGGAGGGGCAGGAGACCCAGCAGGGGCUGGUGCAGGAAGGGCCAGGGGGAGAGGAGUCCACAGGUUGCAAAGCUGCCUCCAGCGUGCCAGAGGGAGAAGGGGAGGCCGAUCGGGCUACUGGCAUGCAUGGCCAAGGACAUAUAUCAGAGAUCCAGAGUACCAUGGAGCUGGACAAGAAGCUAGACAAGGAGCUGUCCAAGAAGCCGGCCAAGGGGCUAGACAAGGAGUCGGACAAGGAGCUUGAAAAGGAGUUGGCCAAGGAACCAACCAAGGAGCCCACUGCAGCACCCACCACUGAGGCCACUACGGCGCCCACCACAACACCCCAGCGGUGCCCGCCCAGUGACCCCUGGGGAAGCUGUGGGGACGACUCCAAGGAGGAGAGCCCCAGGGUGGCAACGGCGCUGACUGAUUUUGCACUGAAGUUCUAUUCGAAAUUGGCCAAGGUGGAAGGCACUGGCUCCAACGUGGUCUUCUCGCCCUUCAGCGUGGCCCUGGCGCUCUCGCACCUCUUGCUGGGGGCCCGAGGCGAAACCAAAGGGCGGCUGGAGUCCAUCCUCUCCUACCCCUCAGAUCUCGCCUGCGUCCACGCUCCACUGCAGCGGCUCCUCAAAUCCCAGGCCUUGAUCUCGGCCUCAGCGCUCUUCCUCCGCCAAGGCCUGCACCUGAACGAAGCCUUCCGCAACCAGUCGCUGCACUUCUACAACAGCCGGCCCCAGAUGCUCAGCGGCAAUGAGACCCAGGACCUGCAACUCAUCAACAAGUGGGUGAGACAGAUGACCAAGGGCAAGAUCAAGAGGCUGCUGAAGGAGCUGGAGCCUGACGUCCAGCUGGUGCUGCUCAACGCUGUCUAUUUCCAAUCCAAGUGGAAGACGACCUUUAAAGUGAAGAACACAGUGAAUGAGACGUUCUACCGCCCGGGCCAGGCCCCCAUCCAGGUGCCCAUGAUGACCAGCAAGAAGUACCCGCUGGCCUUCUUCAAUGACCCCAGCCUGCAGGCCAAGGUUGGCCGGCUGCAGCUGUCCCACAACGUGAGCCUCAUAGUCAUCGUGCCCCAGCACGUGUCCCAGAUGCUCGCUGAGGUGCAGCAGAAGCUAACCAAAGAGACCUUCGCUGCGGUGAUGAAGAAGCUGAUGGGCGCCCCCUUCAAGCCCACCGUGGUGAGCCUGCCCAAGUUGAAGCUGGACAGCUCCCAGAACCUCUUGGACAUCUUGGGGGAGAUGGACUACGGCAUUUUCUAUGACUCGAACUUGUGCGGCAUCUCAGAGGCAGAAGAUCUGUUGGUGACGAGCGCCCAGCACCGAGCCAUGCUGGAGCUGAACGAGGAAGGGGUGGAGGCCGCAGCUGCCACGGCCUUUUCGGUGGCCCGCACUGCCUGGGUCUUCGACGUGCAGCAGCCCUUCCUCUUCGUGCUGUGGAAUGACGACCACAGCUUCCCCAUCUUCAUGGGCCACGUCAACGACCCCAGAGUGUGAACCAGCCCUCUCCACGCCCAGUGACACUUGCAUGGUAUGCCCUGGUGCCACAGGCACUGAACAGGGUGCCCGCGGAGUGCUGCUUGGCUGUGACGCUUUGAGUGGGGGGGAAUAUCUGUCUCUCUCUCUCUCUUUCCCCCUCCGUAUAUAACCAUCCUCAUGCACUCCCUUCUACCUCGCUAUCAAUCCCACACACAGCAUCUAUCAAGGGACUGACCUGGGAGGCAGUGUAGCCUAGUGGUUAGCACAGUGGACUGGGCCUCACAGAGACCUAGGUUCUGCUGCUAGGCGUCCUUGAUCAAGAGACGUUCUAGCUCUAUGCCUCAUUUUCCCCAUUCACAAAAUGGGGAUAAUGAUCCUGACCUGCUUUGUAAAGCACUAAAGAUCUGCUGAUGGAAAGGGCUGUAGAUGAGCUAGGGAUUAUUAUUAUCUAUCCAUGCAUCCCCAAUACAUAGCCUCUAUCUAGCUAUCUCCCAAUACACCCCAUUCAUCGCCACAGUCUGUUCUCUCUGGAUUUUCCUUCUGUCUCCCUCUCUCAUCCCCUUUGUUCCUCCCUCUCCCCACUUGACUGUCUGUAGCCUGUGACCAUCCCAGGCUCGGAUCUUCUGAAAUGUACAGGGAAGAGCUGAUCUGUGGGGGGUCCCUUCUCCCCACUCCCUCGACUCGGUCCCCCUCACAGCAGCCGCUGCCUCUUCCAACAGUAAAUAAAGUCUGA